AUGCAAGAAUCUUCUACUCAGGCAGGAAAAGAGAUAGAGGAACGUAUAGGGCAAAGAUGGGUUACUGGGGCCAUAAAAGAUAUGAUUACUCAGGCAGGAAAAGAGAUAGAGGAACGUAUAGGGCAAGAAUUGGUUACUGGGGCCAUGAAAGAUAUGGCAGGAAAAGAGAUAGAGGGACAUAUAGGGCAAGAAUUAUUUCCUGGGGCUAUAAAAGAUAUGGUUACUCAGGCAGGAAAAGAGAUUGAGGAACGUAUGGAGUAA
This is a messenger RNA of Sphenostylis stenocarpa, 261 nucleotides long. The record is from the annotation of a GenBank genome assembly. NCBI's taxonomy places the organism in Eukaryota, Viridiplantae, Streptophyta, Magnoliopsida, Fabales, Fabaceae.